AAUUUAUGGGUGGGUUGAAUAGUUAUACAAAUACAAUAUCAUUUAAAUAAAGAAGGCACAAUGUCUUCAAUGCAAAAAACAGAAGAUACAUUAGAAAAAGUUACAAAAUCAUUAAAAUUAUGGAAAAAAUUAAUAUCAGAUGUAUGUGAAAAUGAUGAAACCAAGCAAAACCAAUUAAACAUUUUAGAAACUCAUGUUAAACUAUAUAGUGAAUUGGAACAUAAUUUUAAUACAACUGAUAAGGCUUUUCAGAACUUGGAUGAGAAAUUAAAUUCACCUGAAAAAAUAGAAGAUAUAGAAAGUUUGUAUCAGGAUUGUAUAGAUAAUGUUACAACAGGAUCAUCAAUAAACCACCAAAAUAGUCGUGUUUGGCAGACAAUAUUUAAAGGUCACUCUGACGUCAAAGAAGUUCAAAAGAGGAGCAAAAAACUUGAUGAUGCACAAUAUGACACUAUUGAUGAAUCUCUUCUCUGUUCCAAUGUUUUUGUUCCACCUGUGGAUCCUAUUAGUAAAACGAAAGUAAAAAAUCCAUUUAAAAGUAAGAAAUGUGGCCACAUAUAUGAAUUUGAUUCUAUAGCUAGUUACAUUAGAUCCCAAGGGAAGAAAGCAAAAUGUCCGCAUAUAGGAUGCAGUAGUGAACAAUUGCGAAUGACAGACUUAGUAAAAGAUAAUGAAUUACAGAGCCAAAUUUCACAAUAUGAAGAAUCACAUGUUAGUGAAGAAGAAGAAGAAGAAGAGGAUGAUGACUAUUAGUAAAUUAAUGAUGUUAAUAUUAUGUGUUAAUUUUAUAUUUUUUAUAUAAGUAAAUACAUUUUUUCAAGCU
Molecule: messenger RNA, 823 nt
Organism: Diabrotica balteata
Lineage: Eukaryota; Metazoa; Arthropoda; Insecta; Coleoptera; Chrysomelidae
Source: the annotation of a GenBank genome assembly